Messenger RNA from Closterium sp. Naga37s-1, 5583 nucleotides. The record is from the annotation of a GenBank genome assembly. Lineage: Eukaryota; Viridiplantae; Streptophyta; Zygnematophyceae; Desmidiales; Closteriaceae.
AUGGCGGCGUGGCUGUGCUACUCGCGGCACGCGUCGUACGAGAGCGAGCGGUGGCAGCACCUCGACACGUGGUGCUACGAGCGCGCCAAGCUCUUCGAGCAACACACUCUCACCACCGUCAGCCAGAUCCGCACAUUCGCGGGGCUGGUGGCGGUGAUGGGCAAGCCGAAGAGGGACGGCGGCAAGUGGACGUGGGACAAGUGCUUCACUCGCCUGCGGUGGGACGAGUACAUGAACAAGACGGGUUACGCCCGCCCGGGCAACACGGGGGCCAUGCUCUGCCUCUUUGUCACUGAUAAGGAGCGGCCAGCCUUUGAGCGGCAGUACGGCGGGCCGAUCACGGACAUGGCAGGGCAGCCGCAGCAGCGCCAGCCGCUCUACUGCCCCAAGAUGAUCGACCUGCACUACUACCGCUCCUCCAUCCCCCUCGUCGACCUCGUGCAACGCAUCCCCGACGAGCUCGCCUUCCUCCGACGCACCGCGGAGGUUGGGUAUAGCGUUGUAACGCCUGUCGGAAACCUCAGCUACAACCUCACAGGUGUUGCGGUGGGCUUCCCCAUCUUGCAGCACCCGCUGCCGCCGAACCCAACGCAGCAGCAGGCAGAGGAGGCGGUGAUUGGGGGGGCAGGGUCGGUUGUGGACUUCACCUCCAUCGCCAAGAACGUGCUCACCAAGUUGUUUUGCCCAGACCCCUCGAUCACGUUUGAGGCAUAUGACACCACAGACCCCAGUGCCCCCACCAUGAUCUACGGGCCGGGUCCAAGGCUCAUUUAUUACAAGGAGAGGGACAUCGCACCCUUCACUGCCGCCUCGCCCGACAACGUUACGCGCCCUUGGGAGCAACGUGCCGUCGUGCCCCUCGACCUGCUGGGCGGCCGCCUGCGCCAGUACCAGGUCUGGUGCCGGUACUCUGAGCCUCCCGACGCGUGGCAAUCGUGGGGAAUUCCUUUCCUCUGGGCGUUGCUGGCUCUGGUGCUGACAUCCCUGGUGGCAGCCGUGGCAUGGCAGCAGCGCGUGGGGUACCUGCGAAGCCGAGAGGGAGUGGCACAGGCCGACCACCUCCGGGCCAACGCACGGGCAGCGGAGCGGUCCAAGAGUGUGUUUGUGGCGUCCAUGUCCCACGAGCUGCGCACGCCCAUGAUCGGCAUUAUAGGGUUGCUGGACGCCCUGGCUGACAUGGGGCUGAGCGGGGCUCAAAUAGCGGAUGUGGGGCAGGCGAGGGCGUCGGCGGAAGAUACGGUGCGGCUGGUGAACCGCGUGCUUGAUCUGUCCAAGCUGGAGGCGCGCAAGAUGGGGCUGUGUUGUGCGCCAGUUGACCCGCGAGUUUGGCUGGAAGGAAUCGUCAGGGAGAGCUACUGGCGGGCUCGCCAGAAGGGGAUUGAAUUGGUGGGACUGGUGGAUGAGAACGUGCCUGAGGAAUUGGAAGUUGACGCCAUGAGGCUCACACAAGCUCUCCAAGAACUGAUAGACAAUGCAGUGCGCUACACGGGGAGCGGACACGUGUUGCUGAGGGUGUCUGUAUGCGCUGCCUCCACCACUCUGCAGCAAGCCCUCGCCCACAUCAAAGCCUCAGACGCGCCUCUCCCUCCCUCACCUCCUCCUCCCCCUCCAUCGUUCCUCUCCUGGCUCGCCAGCCUCAUUCCCCGCCUGCCUUCCUGCCUUGUUCUCUGCACCAGAGCUCUCCUCACGCCUGGCCAGGGCAGCCUCUCGUGUGACCAAACCACUGCUGAGAGCACUGAGGAGGAGAGAACCAACCAUAGCUCUUACCACCAGAGUAGCCACCAGAGUGCCUUCCAGAGAACCGAUGAUGAGAGAAUAGCCCAGCGUAGCAGUCAGAGAUUCGAUGAGAUACACGACCAGAGGAUAGCCCAGAGUAUCGAUGGGAGCAGUGAGAUUGGGGAGGUGUCGGCGCAAGGCGACGCAGACGUAGGAGGAGGGUGCUUGCCUGCUGAUGCAGUAGGAGGGUGCUUGUCUGGUAUAAGGCUGUGGGCGGCUGAGGGAGUGAGUGGGGUCACGAGGGGGGAUGGAGGAGAGGGGGAUUCGGAGGAGGGUUGGGAAGAAGGUGGGGGGAUGCAGCGGCGGGAAAGUGGGUGCAGCGGUGGGAGUGGGGAGAUGCAGCUGGUUGUGUCGUGUGAAGAUACCGGGUGUGGCAUUGAGGAGGAGAAGCAGGAAGGGAUGUUUGAGUUGCAGGGGCGGACAGAGAGUGGAGGAGCGGGGCUGGGUCUUGCGCUCACGCACCAACUGGUGACCCUCAUGGGCGGCCAUGUGGCCUGCCUGUCUCAUCCCGGCAUCGGCUCAACCUUCGCCUUCUCCGUCCCCUUCUCCUCGCCCCCCUCGCCCCCCGCCGCUCCCUCUCACGUCACCCAUCCUCCCACUUCUCUUGCAACCAUUACUCACUCCCCCGCUCCUCCAAUUGGCGGUUUGGGGGGAUUGGCAGUGGGCGUGGUGGCAUCUGAUAAAGUCAAGAGAGAGGCCACUCCCUCUGCCUUGUACCCUCUUCAGCUCACGUCUCGCAUUCUAUCAGGUCUCCGGGCACAAGUGCGCAUUCUUCCAACGCUUAGGAGCGAGCCAGAGCGAGGGAGAGAAGGUGAAGGAGAGAAUAUUGAGGGAGAGGGAGAGAGCAUGUGUUUAGAUGGAGAAGGAGAGAGGGCCAAGGGAAGACAAAAGGGGAUGUGGUCAGAGGGAGGAGAAAGGAGGUGUUUAGAGGGAGACGAGGGAGCAGAGGGGAUCAAGGGAGGAGAGGUAAUGAGGGAAAGCACUUCUUGGGUGGUGGUGGUUGAGGAUGCAGAUUUGCUGAGAGGGUACGUGAGAGAAAUAGGAGAAGCUGCUGAAAAUGGUGCAUGUAAGAGUGUUAGGAAUGGUGGGAAUGGUGUGGAGUGCGGUGGGGAUCGGUGGUGGAGGAGGGAUGGGCAAGGGAGUGGGGCAGGUGGAGAGAGAGGGGCUGUGGUGGCUCUGGUGCCGGCAGGGGCAGGCAGGAGAGGAGAGGAUGCAGCUUGUAAAGGUGCACGGGGAAGCAGCUGGGAGGCUGCGGUGUGGCAGGCAGGCAUGCGGGCUGUGAGAGGGGUGGAAGGGAUGGUGGUGGGGGUGGUUGUUCUGACGAACUGCUCUGGUAGAGAGGCAAUGGGGGUAUGGGACGGGGGGGAGGAAGGAGAAGAGGUAGAGGAAGUGAGUGUAGGGGAGGAAGAGGAUGGAGAGAAGGGGGCGAGCAGAAGUAUGGAAGAGGGAAUAGAGGAGCAAAGUGAUGAGGAGGUGGGAAUGAAAAGAGGUCAACCUCAGAUGCACUCGCAGAUGCAACGAUCAUUGUAUACAGCUGCUACUGCCGCUGCCGCUGCCGCUGCCACUGCCGCUGCCUCUGCCUCUGCCUCUGCCUCUGCCGCUGCUCCUUCUUCCUCUCCUCCUUGUGUCUCUGCUACCAUUCCACCCCGGGUGGUCACCUGUCGCCGCCCGCUGCUCUCUCACCAUCUGCACCACGCCGUUCAGAUGGCAGCAUUUGGACUCGGCGUCAACAGCCCAUGCCAGGGAAACAGGGCCUGUGAGGGGCAGGGCGGUCUGGGGGUGCAACUGAGGUGUACUGAACUGGGUGCUGCGAGCUUGUGCAAUGGCAGCACCCACGUUACAAGGAGGGGCAAUGUGGAUGCAGGGCAAGAUGAGGGUCAAAUCACGCAGGGUUUGAGUGGCAUGGCACGAGUGCGAGUGGAUGGUGCAGUUGCAGCAGCCGGUGAUGCACCCAGCAGCCAAAUCAGCAGUCUCAGGACCAAUAGAGAGCCGGCCGCUGCUGCCGAAGCGAAUGCAGAAGUACAAGGAAUGAGGGAGCUGCAGAGGAGUGCGGCCACACCAGCCCCCGAUGCUGACCAUUCAGCCUGGGAGGCGGAUUCAACACUGCAGCAGGGCAGUGAGGUGCUGCAAGGGAGUGGGAGAUCACAGGCAGGCAAGGGAGGAACUGUGGUGCUGCAGCGGGUGGGUGUGCAGGCAGCCAAGUGGUUGAGUGCGGUGCAGCAGGGUGGGGGGUUGCUAGGGGGGGUGGGCGUGCUGGUGGUGGACGAUGCGGCGGUGAAUCUGCUGGUGGCGCGCCGCACUCUCACUCGCAGCGGUGCCACCGUCACCACCGCUGCCAGCGGGGAGGAGGCGCUCCGGCGAGUCAAGCACGCCUUGGGGGCCGCUUCACAGCCCAUGGACAUGGCCAUGGAUGGACAUGUGGAUGGGCAUGUGGAUGUGGUGCUCAUGGACCUGCAGAUGCCCCUCAUGGACGGCUUUGCAGCAACAGAGGCCAUACGAGCGUACGAGGCCGACACAGCCCUUCACCUGGCAUCAACCUCAGAAGCCACAGUGGCACUGACAGCAGAUGUGGAUGAUGAGGUCACUCGGCGCUGCCUUGCGGGUGGCUUUGAUGGCGUUCUGCAGAAGCCUGUCGACCCGAAGCUGCUGGCGCAGCUGUUGCUGCGCAUUAAUAGCAGGCGCGGGCUGCGGCACAUGCGCAGUGCUUCACUGCCUGUUGAUGGCGUGUCACUCCGAGCGGCACUUGGUGGUGACGGCGUCGGGGCCGGACAGGCUGGGCAUUGUGUCGAACCGCAUGAGCCGCAUUCCCCUCAUCCACACUCCCUUUCCCCCCUCCCUUUUCAACCACCCCUCCCUUAUCCAGCCGCGCCAGCCGAUCGGCACUUGGUGGUGACUGCCUCAGGGCCGGACAGGCUGGGCAUCGUGUCGACGCUGGCGAAGCGGAUCUUGGAGUGCGGCGGGAACGUGGAGGAUAGCCGCAUGCGUCAUCUGGUGGUAACAGCGUCAGGCCCGGACAGGCUGGGCAUCGUGUCGACGCUGGCGAAGCGGAUCCUCGAGUGCGGCGGGAACGUGGAGGAGAGCCGCAUGGCGCGGCUGGCGGGAGACUUUUCCAUCAUCAUGCUCAUCCGCGUGGACGCCACAUCGCCCCGGAUAGCGGAGGACCUUCGGCUCAAGCUGCUUGAAGUGCAGGGGUUGCAGGUGAGCACGCGCUGGACGGUGGACGAGCGCAGUGACGAGACGGCCCCCAAACGCAAGUUCCGGCGGCUGGUGCUGCGAGGAGCCGACAACCCCGGGCUGGUGUACAAUGUCACUGAGUACCUGUCAUCGAAGAAUAUCAACAUUGAAAAUCUAGAGACUUUCACAGAGGAGGCCCCCUUCGGAGGCACCAUGCUGUUCCUGAUGGAGGGGGUCAUCGCCAUGCCCAUCCGCCUGCCCACGCGGCAGUUGGAGCGGCAGCUGGACGCGUUGCAGCAGUCGCUGGGAGUGCAGAUAGAGCUGCUGAAUCUGGACCCGAAAGACAUGGUGGAGGACUGGAGGGCUGCUCACAUCACAGGGGAUUCGAAGGUUAAGGGUGUGGCAGCAAACAAUGGCAAGGAUUCAGGGGACAGCUCACUAGCAGCAACUGCUGCUCACCAAGAGCUCCUCUCCCCUCAUUCACCCCACAUCCCUGAUCAAUCCGCAGGCCAUUCCCCUUGCCAUUCCCCUGCCUUUCCGCUGCCACCCCCUGCCUUUCCCCAGCCACUCUUCCUGCCAUCCCUCUUGCCAUCCUGCUUAUUCCAAGUGGGAACGGGGAAAACACUUGCCUAG